Molecule: messenger RNA, 2100 nt
Organism: Oncorhynchus masou masou (cherry salmon)
Lineage: Eukaryota; Metazoa; Chordata; Actinopteri; Salmoniformes; Salmonidae
Product: piezo-type mechanosensitive ion channel component 2-like
Exons: 9
Coding region: 811-2100 (429 amino acids)
Cellular component (GO): membrane
Molecular function (GO): mechanosensitive monoatomic ion channel activity
Source: RefSeq, a predicted model, not a curated record
GACCAGGCAUCGUCCCCUAAUUCUUGCCUGACUUCUCAAUGGUGGAGUCAUUUGUCAGUUACAGGGUGGUCUUGUGAAGUUUUCAUUGAAGGAUGAGAAAAGUGUAAUCAUACGAGAUAGUAAAACAUUCAUGCUGUACGGGAGCUGGGGCGCGAGCAAAGACUGUUAUGUCGGCUUCUCCAUAGGAAAGCAUAGUCACGCUUUUACGCACUUCCAGGUGUCUUCUCUUACCAAACUAAGUGAAUAAAGAAACCUGACGCUUGACAAACUGUGCUCACUAUCCAAGCCCGGGAUUAUGAAUUUGCAACUUGUUGAUUGUUUUUUAUAAUUGUUUUCUAUAAUUGUUUUCUAUCUUAAGCGCGGUGCUGGAGUUAUUUAUUUACUAUUAGGCCUAUGCGCGAUCCAUAAUCAAGACAACCGUUAUCAGCAGGUAGUCUAAUGUGGACAAAUUGCAAUGUUGUUGAUUUGCUAUUACAACCACACUUUUUUUCUGCACGAAAUUGUAGGCUGCUCCGCGUGACGAGUGUUAUCCUACUGGUCCAGAUGUUUGGGAUAUUGGAUGUGGGGUGUUGAAACUAGGAUAGAGGACGCUGCCGUGCCUAAACUUUACUCGGCUGUUGGCUAUGGUUUAUCAAAAGCGCUGUUUUGGACUUGGACUUCUAAAAAUAAUGUCGGAGACACCAACCGGACAAUGCCCUCUCACCUGGACGUUGGAGAGAGCUGGACGGGUGCAUUGAGAUUCCCUUAUGCCAGAUAGCAGCGUAUCAUCAUUAAAUAGCUUUUCUGUUUCUAUUUCAUAAAUCCUAAGGAAUGGCUUCCCAGGUGGUGUGCGGACUGGUCUUCAGGCUGCUGCUGCCAGUUUGUCUCGCUGCAGCUUGUCUGUUCCGGUACAAUGGGUUCUCUUUUGUCUACCUCAUCUACCUCCUGCUCAUCCCACUGUUCCCAGAACCCACCACAACGACAAUGCAAGGUCACACAGGGUGCCUGGUUAAGUCCCUGUGCUUCACCGGUAUGGCUUUCCUGCUGCUGCACAUCAUCUACCAGGUUACCAUCCACAGUCUGCUAGCAGGAGACAACAUAGAACCCAACUUCAACUGUUCAACAUGGGAGAAGUCGGUGCGACAGCUGGGCUUGGAAAGCGUCCGGGGUGCCGAUGCAGGAAACGGAAUCCGUGUGUUCAUGCCAGACAUCGGCGUGUUCGUGGCGGGCCUGGUCACGUGGCUGCUGUGUCUGAGUCUGGAGGAGAAGCCGCAGGUGAAAGACGAAUCACAGCAGCAUGACGUCGAAUGCGAGUCAGACAGUCAGGAAAAGAAGGAAGAGGAGGUUGAGAAAGAGGAGGGGGAAAAGGAGGAGGAGGUUGAGUUGGAGGAGGACGACCUGAUGUUCGAGGAGGACUUUGAGACGGGUGGGGAUGGAGAUGGAGAGAUGACUGGGGACGAGUUGGAGGAGGGAGGAGACGGGCAAGAAGGGGAUAGAGAAGUAGAGGAGGAGAGCACCAAGAUGAAGUUCCUUCGUCAGAUAGCAGCGAUGGCAUCCAAAGUCAAGGAGAUUAUUGGGAAUCUUAUUACCACAGCAGGGAAAGUAGUGGUCACCAUUCUACUGGGCCUUACAGGCAUCAUGCUGCCCUCCCUGACCUCUGCAGUCUACUUCUUCACCUUCCUGGGCCUGUGUACCUGGUGGUCCUUCUGUCGGACAUUCCACCCGCUCAUCUUCAGCUGUCUGUGUGUCCUCAUGGCCAUCUUCAGCGCUGGUCACCUGGUGACUCUCUACCUCUACCAGUUCCAGUUCUUCCAGGAGCUCAUCCCACCUGGGGAUAGCUAUGCCAGUCUGUUUGGCAUCUCGUCGGUGGUACAGACUGACUGCUCCCACACCUGGAUGUUCCGGGUCAACCCGGCGCUGUCCUGGCACCACUAUGUCAACCCCAUCAUGCUGCUGCUGCUCUACUACACCCUGGCCACACUCAUACGCCUCUGGCUGCAGGACCCCACAGACACGCAACUUCACACAGCCAUUGAAGAGGAGUGGGACAACAUACCACAGGCCACUAUCAACAAACAGCCUGAUCAACGCCAAGUGAAGGAGAUGUGUCACGCUGCAUGA